This is a messenger RNA of Lolium rigidum, 1337 nucleotides long. RefSeq lists its product as uncharacterized. The record is from RefSeq and is a predicted model, not a curated record. The transcript is spliced from 7 exons. Gene Ontology annotation, cellular component: cytoplasm. The coding region runs from base 54 to 1037 and encodes 327 amino acids. NCBI's taxonomy places the organism in Eukaryota, Viridiplantae, Streptophyta, Magnoliopsida, Poales, Poaceae. Gene Ontology annotation, molecular function: mRNA binding.
UCAAAUCCACCACCUCCACCACUCCCACCGCCGCCGCAAAGCGACGGGAGGCGAUGGCCGGCGCGGGCUCCUCCUCAGGCGGGUCGGGCGGCGGCGGGGGCGGCGGCAGGGAGGGCGACUGGGACUGCGGCGGCUGCGGCAACCGCAACUACGCCUUCCGCUCCCUCUGCAACCGCUGCAAGCAGCCGCGCCUCCUCGUCGACCCCCACACCCCGCGCGAUUCCAAGUGGCUCCCCCGCGCCGGCGACUGGAUCUGCAACGGUUGCAGUAACAAUAAUUAUGCAUCCAGAAAGAACUGCAAAAAGUGCGGCCUGCCCAAGGAGGAAGCGGCCAUGCCAGCAAUGGGGGGGCUGCUGCCAUCUUAUGCAGAUUAUAUGGCUAGGGUGCAGCAGAUUGAGAAUGCUGGCUACAAGAUGAACUUUGGGAUGCCUGGCAAUACAGCUCUGCAGCAGCAGCUGCUUGCUCAUGCAAACUGGCAGUAUGGGAUGGCUGGUAGAUACGGUAUGCAAUCUUCUGCCUGGCAAUUUGGAGGCAACACCACAAAUCAGUUUCAAGGUGGUGCUCCAAAAGACUGGCGUGAUGGGGACUGGCUCUGUAGCUGUGGAUUUCACAACUAUUCAUCUCGUACUCAGUGCAAAGAGUGUAAUGCACCUGUCCCAUCAGGCAUGGCCUCUACAACAAUGAAAACCACAGGACCAGAUACUUCUUCCACACUAGGUAAUAAGCGUUUGGCAUCAGAAGAGCUGGCUAAUGACUGGGAUAAUAAAAGGCUUAAUCCAGGAAAUGCUGAUUAUCCACUUUCAAUGGCAGGCUCAGACAGAGCUGGACAGACGGCUUAUUCGGGGUAUGACAAUGGGCACACAACGGCAUUACCCUCUGGCCAAAUUUCAGUGAUGCCUGGUGUUGGACAAGGAGCAAAAUGGCGCGAAGGGGACUGGCUGUGCAGCAACUGCAACAAUCAUAAUUAUGCAUCUCGUUCAUUCUGCAACAGGUGCAAAUCUCAGAAGGAAUCUUCAGUUCAUCCUGGCGCGCUGUAGCUUACUUGUGCAUUUUGCCACCGCGGUUAUUCAAGUAUUGGAGAUUCCUUAGCUCUGCUGCAAGCUGAUUAGUAGCUGGGCCACCAGGAUUGUUGUUUGUUUGGGGUUUUGUCUGAAAGUCUAAUAUUGCUUAUUGAAGUUUGCUUUUGUUUAUGUCUAGAAUAAAAUGUUUUUUCAUGUAUGUUCAAGUGUACCAUUGAGUUGUUGGAACAGUUUGUUACUCUAAGUACCCAGACAGAUAUACUAUCCAGACAGAUACGACGGAAAUGUAAUGUAAUGCUUGAUUUAUUUCCAAGUGUU